UAAUUCUUUUCUUUUUCACCUAUAAGUGAAAAGACAACCAAUAAUAAUCCUAAUAAUAUUGGUAAUUAUUAAGGAUGUCAAGCCCUUUAUCUCUUCUUCUACAAUGUCUUUCCUCCUUCUUAAUAUUCUGUCAAAUCUUUUAUGCAUCUCAAGCUGAUUUGGGAACAGCAAGCCAAUAUAGCCCACCAUACACACCGAGUGCAUGUUUUGGGAGUGAUUCAACACAAUUUCCAUCAAGCAACUUCUUUGCAGCAGCUAGUGAAGGGAUUUGGGAUGAUGGAGCUGCCUGUGGAAGACAAUAUUUGAUAAGUUGCAUUAGCUCUGUUUUGCCUAAAGCUUGUAAGCCAGGAGAAACUAUACAGAUCAAAAUCAUUGACCGCGCACAAAAUUUAACUUCAACACCAACAAGACAAGGAACCACUAUGGUCCUUUCUAAUGCUGCUCUUGCUGCAAUUGCUGAUUCAAACGCCCCUUCUCUUAACAUCGAUUUUCGACAGGUCUAGAAGAAAAAGAAAAAAAAAGAAGCUAGUAUUAUCGAUGUUGACGCACCGUUUUUGGAUGAUAUUUGGUUGAAGUUGAAAAGGAGCAUCUGGAAGGGGAAAAAAAUAUUCUACUUAGACGUUAAUUUUAUUUCGAAAUUUUGUAAGUAAAUCACCAUUUCACUUGAAAUAGCCCUUAAUUUUUUUAAAAAUUAGAAUUGAGAAGCAAAAUACGAAAAACGAUCAUUUGAUUUGUAAGUAUUAUAUUUCAUUAUUUGCAAAUAAUUAGUGGAUAUGUACCAAAGGCAACAAUAUGUUGAGCUUGGACUUUUUACGUACCUGGGUUAUCAUUUAAUGAAUCGAUUGUAUAUUAAUUAGCAUC
Molecule: messenger RNA, 861 nt
Organism: Solanum lycopersicum (tomato)
Lineage: Eukaryota; Viridiplantae; Streptophyta; Magnoliopsida; Solanales; Solanaceae
Product: EG45-like domain containing protein
Source: RefSeq, a predicted model, not a curated record